Messenger RNA from Amaranthus tricolor (Joseph's coat), 2569 nucleotides. RefSeq names its product beta-galactosidase 6. The record is from RefSeq and is a predicted model, not a curated record. NCBI's taxonomy places the organism in Eukaryota, Viridiplantae, Streptophyta, Magnoliopsida, Caryophyllales, Amaranthaceae. Gene Ontology annotation, cellular component: vacuole; cell wall. The transcript is spliced from 18 exons. The coding region runs from base 147 to 2327 and encodes 726 amino acids. Gene Ontology annotation, molecular function: beta-galactosidase activity. Gene Ontology annotation, biological process: carbohydrate metabolic process.
GUUUGUUCUUACAAGAUCAGAUACUUUCUCUUUUAAGUUUAAACUUCUCCAUUUGUAAUCUAGUGUUUCUGUCUUUUAUGCUCUUACCUUCCAUUACUUAUUCCCAGUUCCCAUAAAUAGUUUGCUUUGUCAAAUCUUUAAAACAUAUGAAAAUGGCUGUGCGAAUAUCAUUUUGGUUAUUAUUGGUGUGUGUAUUAGUAAUGUUCAUUAAUGGAACAUCCCAACAACAACAAGAAGGAAGUUUAGUUAAAUAUGAUGGAAGAUCUCUUAUUAUUGGUGGGGAAAGGAAGAUACUCUUCUCAGGUUCCAUACAUUAUUCUCGAAGCACUCCUCAAAUGUGGCCAUCAUUAAUAGCCAAGGCCAAAGAUGGCGGACUGGAUGUAAUUCAAACAUAUGUGUUUUGGAACCUCCAUGAGCCACAGCCGGGUCAGUACGACUUUACUGGGAGGUAUGAUUUAGUCAAGUUCAUCAAGGAAGUUCAAGCACAAGGGUUGUAUAUUUGCCUUAGGAUCGGUCCCUACAUCGAAAGUGAAUGGACUUAUGGGGGUUUCCCGUUUUGGCUGCAUGACAUCCCCGGCAUUUCAUACAGAACGGAUAACGAACCAUUCAAAUUUUAUAUGCAAAAUUUUACCACAAAAAUAGUCAAUCUCAUGAAAUCAGAGAGUUUAUAUGCUUCACAAGGAGGCCCUAUAAUAUUGUCACAGAUCGAAAAUGAAUACCAAAACGUUGAACCAGCUUUUGGUAGCAAAGGAUAUUCUUAUGUACGAUGGGCUGCUAGUAUGGCUGUCGGACUUCAGACUGGUGUUCCGUGGGUGAUGUGCAAGCAAACUGACGCUCCUGAUUCUGUGAUUAAUACAUGCAAUGGGAUGCGAUGUGGGGAAAGUUUCGCUGGGCCAAACUCUCCGAAUAAACCAUCAAUGUGGACAGAAAACUGGACUUCUUUUUUCCAAGUCUUUGGUGGGAAGCCAUACAUAAGAUCUGCAGAAGAUAUUGCAUUUCAUGUUUCACUUUUCAUUGCAAAAACUAGUGGAUGUUAUGUGAACUACUACAUGUACCAUGGAGGAACGAAUUUCGGGCAUACAGCCUCUGCUUAUGUUACAACCAGCUACUAUGAUGAAGCACCACUUGAUGAGUAUGGUCUUAUAAGGCAACCUAAAUGGGGACACCUUAGGGAGCUGCAUACUGUGAUUAAAGCUUGCUCCAAAACCUUGCUGAAUGGAAAUAAGUCCAACUUUUCCCUUGGCCAACUUCAGACGGCAUAUGUUUUCCAAGAAGACAGUGGAGGUUGUGUUGCCUUUCUUGUAAACAAUGAUACGAAAGCCAUUGCAAAUAUUGAGUUCCGGAACAGAUCAUAUCAACUUCCUCCUAAAUCAAUUAGUAUCCUUCCAGACUGUUCGAGUAUCACUUUCAACACAGCUAAGUUAACAACAGAGAUUGGAAAACGAAAUGUAAGAACAGUACAAGUAUUGAGCUCAACUACCAGCUGGGAAGUAUUUGAUGAGCAGACAGUAAAAUUUUCAGAUACCUCUUUGCAAGCAGAUGCUUUACUAGAGCAUAUGAAUGUAACAAAAGAGACAUCUGAUUAUCUUUGGUACACUGUCAGGUUGGAAGUCAAUUCUUUUUGCAGCAAACCUGUAAUUCAUGUAAAGUCUUUUGCACACGCUGCUCAUGCUUUUGUCAAUGGCAUUUAUGCUGGUGGUGCACAUGGAAAUCACGAUGUCAAGAGUUUCUUACUCGAAACCCCAAUUACGUUAGACAGUGGAGUGAAUGAUGUAUCUAUACUGAGUGAUAUGGUUGGAUUACCGGAUUCUGGUCCAUUUCUCGAGCAGAGGUUUACUGGACUAAGCGAAGUAAAUGUAAGAUGCGAAGAAAAUGAUAUCUACGAUUUAGCAGUCAAUAAUACUUGGGGAUACAAGGUUGGAUUAAUGGGAGAAGAUUUACAAAUCUAUAAAGAAGAAAAUCUUGAGAAAGUUGUUUGGACUGGAUUUGACCCUUCUGUUAAAAAGCCCAUCACUUGGUAUAAGAUGAAAUUUGAUGCGCCAGAAGGUGAUGAUCCGGUAGCUUUAGACCUAAGAACAAUGGGCAAAGGUGAAGCUUGGAUCAAUGGACAAAGUAUUGGUCGUUAUUGGGCAUCCAUGCUAACCUACCAGGGAAAACCUUCACAGACAUUGUACCACAUUCCUCGAUCGUUCCUUAAAGAGACAGAAAAUCUUUUGGUUGUGUUGGAUGAAAUUGGUGGAGAUCCCCUACAAAUUUCUGUGAACACCAUUUCCUGGACAACAAGCAAAAGCAAAAAAACAUGUUCAAAACAUGACAAGCAAGAUUAAAUACCUGAUGCCCAGAAGGAAUUCUUAUUUGACAACAGGAAAACUUACAUAAUUAAUUAUGAUUUGUCUAUUCUUCAUAUUUACAGGUAGUUCAUAAAAUAAUUUUUACCUUGUAUAAAAUGUCUUUCAGAUUAACUCUAAAUGUGAACAUCAUACCUAUGAUAGUUUUUUUUUUUUUUUUUUUCUUAAGUAGAUUUGAUUCAAUUUGGGUCUUAAUUCUGAAAUACAUGAUUUGUUAUACA